UUUUCAUCUUUUCUCUCUGUUUUCUUCCAUUUCUUCUGUUGAUCAACCCUGGGUUUGCCCUUUUUCUUUCAUCGACGUCGCCCGUAACAAACCCCCAAACCAUUACAUGCAUCCCAAGGUCUCCAGUAUCCCCUUCUCCUUCCGUCCUACCCUUCUCCUUCGUCAGCGGAUCGUCCGCGAAAUCAAAUGGCGGGAACCUUCAAGUCCAAAGACGCCUCCCUCCAACCCGGCGUCCAUCUGCCCCCCUCCAUCGCAGAUAGCCACGACUGCUCCCAGCUGAAGGAUGUCGAUCUGGAACACCAGGCCCAUCCCGUGGCCCAGUCUGAUUCCGAUCUCGAAGUCGUCGGCAAGCAGAUCGAACUCGAGGCCGGUAAUUCCAUCAAGUAUCGGACAUGUAGUUGGCAGAAGACUGCUGCCCUACUUUUCUCCGAAUACAUCUGUCUGGCCAUGAUGUCGUUUCCCUGGUCUUAUUCUGUUCUCGGUCUUGUUCCCUGCCUGAUCUUGACCGUGACCGUGGCCCUUUUUGUGCUCUAUACAUCGCUCAUCGUUUGGCAAUUCUGCUUGAAACACCCCGAUGUCCGCGAUGUCUGUGAUAUUGGCCAGUUCCUAUUCUGGAACUCUAAGGUGGCUUGGUAUCUGACCGCUGCCAUGUUCCUGAUAAACAAUACAUUCAUCCAGGGCUUGCAUUGCUUGGUGGGUGCCGAGUAUCUCAACACCAUGACAGGCCACUCCAGGUGUACUAUCGUGUUCAGUGUAGUCACGGCCAUUACUUCAUGGGUCUGUUCGCUGCCGCGCACGUUCAGCUCUCUAUCCCAGGCCGCCACAUUUUCUGCAUUAUUUACCUUUGUGUCAGUGUUGCUGGCCAUGAUCUUCACAGGUAUCGGCUCUCAUCCUGCUGGCUACACUGAGAAGUUGGGAGAUCCCAUUAUUACCGCAAUUCCGGUAGCUGGGACAACCUUUGUCUCGGGGCUCAAUGCCUUUUUGAACAUUAGCUACACCUUCAUUGGCCAGAUCACUCUCCCAAGCUUCAUUGCGGAGAUGAAAGAACCCAGGGACUUCUGGAAAGCCGUGACGGCGGUGACCAUCGCCGAAAUCAUUCUGUUUAGCCUGGUGGGCUCCAUCAUCUACGCCUAUACUGGAAAUCAGUAUAUGACUGCUCCCGCCUUCGGGUCGAUAGGCAAUGAGGUGCUCAAGAAGAUAUCCUUCUCCUUUAUGGUUCCUACCCUGAUUUUCCUCGGCGUCCUGUAUGCAUCUGUAUCCGCUCGCUUUGUCUUCUUCCGCCUUUUCGAAGGCACACGACACAAAAGCAAUCACACAGUUGUCGGGUGGGCCUCCUGGGCCGGCAUCCUAUUUAUUCUAUGGGUCCUGGCCUUCAUCAUCGCCGAAGUCAUUCCAUUCUUUUCCGAUUUGCUCUCCAUCAUGAGCUCUCUGUUCGAUUCCUUCUUUGGCUUCAUUUUCUGGGGUGUUGCUUACCUUCGCAUGAGGAAUGAUGAGUACGGCCCUGGUUUCUAUAAGAAUCGCGGCAUCCGGGGCUGGCUAGGUUUCUUGGUUAACAUCAUCAUUAUCGGCAUUGGAUUUUUCUUUUUGGGUCCGGGUACCUAUGCCUCCAUUGACAGUGUCGUCUUAAGCUAUGAAGCGGGGUCUUUCGGGAAACCAUUUUCAUGUGCCAAUAACGGAUUGUAAUGAUAUGGAUGGCAAGCUCGUCACACGCGGGUCGUGUCUUUUUCUUUUUGUAUAACUUGGACUCCCCCUCCCCUAACCAGUUACGCUGUCAUGAGUUGCUUCUCUUGCAUCU
Messenger RNA from Monascus purpureus, 1795 nucleotides. Lineage: Eukaryota; Fungi; Ascomycota; Eurotiomycetes; Eurotiales; Aspergillaceae. The record is from the annotation of a GenBank genome assembly.